Messenger RNA from Phyllotreta striolata, 2508 nucleotides. Lineage: Eukaryota; Metazoa; Arthropoda; Insecta; Coleoptera; Chrysomelidae. The record is from the annotation of a GenBank genome assembly.
AUGAAGAAACUAUAUUACACGCUCGAAAAUGGUAAAUUAGGAAUAUUUGAAAGCCCUACUGGAACAGGAAAAUCAAUGAGCAUAAUUUGCGGAGCAAUAAAAUGGUUGAAAGAUAGACAAACCGCUGAAAAAACCGAUAUAAUUGAACAAUGUUCGAAAUUACAACAACAGAAACUAAAUAUACCCGAAUCGACUGAUUGGAUAUCCAUGCAAUCACAAAAGUUUAAAAUAGACUCGGAAAUAAUGAAAUUAAAGCAACAAGAAAGCAAAAUUCAACAGUAUGAAGUAAAAAUUCAAAAUAUCAAGAAACUUAAAGAUAAUCGCUUAAAAACUAAAUUGAAAUACUCAAAUAAAACCAAAAAUAUCGAGACUGAGGACAUAAACAACGAACCCUCCGAUACCGAAGAUGAUCUCUUACUCAACGAGGCGGCCAGCAAAGACGAAACUAAUUCAUCAGAAGAUGAAAACGAAGAUGAAUCAUCCGUUUACGAACCAAUAAAAAUAUACAUUUGCAGUAGAACACACUCCCAAUUGGAACAAUUUCUGGGGGAAAUACGUAAAUCCCCAUUUAAUAACAACAUCAGAGUUGCAUCGUUAGCAUCGAGACAAACCUAUUGCGUAAAUCCAAGUGUAUCCCGGUUAAAAAACAUAUCUCUAAUCAACGAAAGAUGCUUAUAUAUGCAGAAAAAAGAACCGAAACCCAAAAGAACAGAAGACGGUAAAGUAUUAAAGAAAGCGAAAGGCUCGUGCACCUGCCCUUACUACAAAAAAUCAACCAUAGAAGAACUAUCUAAUUACACUCUAACGGAAAUCUUAGACAUAGAAGAUCUCACUCAAUUAGGCAGUACACUCGAAGCUUGUCCCUAUUACUCCUCUCGGAAAGCAGCUGAAGAUGCCGAAAUUGUCCUGGUACCCUACAACACGAUCCUCCACAAGCACACUAGAGAAGCCAACGGAAUCAAAUUAAACGGCAAUAUAGUGAUAAUAGACGAGGCGCACAAUCUACUAGAAUCGUUAACUCAAAUGUACAACACCGAACUGUAUUACAGCCAAGUUUAUCACGCGUCGAAACAAUUAAAAGCCUACAGGGACAAAUUCAAGUCGAGGUUUUCUUCGGAUAAUUUACUUCGCAUUAAUCAAGUCAUAUACGUCGUGAAUAAAUUACUGAAUAUGUUAGAAAGAAACUCGGCCGAUGGAGUGGAAGUAUUAACGAUAUCCUCGUUCGUAGUAAACGCUGAAAUCGAUCUACACAACAUGUUUGAACUGUCGAAAUUCUGCAAGGAUUCCCGUUUAGCACAGAAAACGAGAAGUUAUGUAAUGAAAUACCCGAUAACGGAACCGAAACCCGAACAAAAAUCCGGUUUAGAAGGCGUUAGAGCGUUUUUAGGUUCAAUAAAAUCGAAUAAAGAUAAAACCCCAACGCCUCAAAACCCCAAAGAAACUCCUAAACCUGUAGACGUGAUACCUCCCGUCACCAACCCAUUAUUACCUGUGAUAUCAUUUUUCGAUUGCCUGGCAUGCCUGUACGAAGACGGUAGAGUAAUAAUCACAAAAUCUAGCGUCAAAACCGAUCGUAAAUUCCAGUUUUUACUGCUAAAACCUUCCCAGAGGUUCAAAGACAUCGUCCAACAAGGUACAAUUAAGUUUAAUUCCCUAAUAUCCUUUGUAAUAUAUAAUUUUCCAGCACGAUCCGUAAUAGUAGCCGGAGGCACGAUGUCCCCAAUGAACGAGUUCAAAAACAGGCUGUUCAUAAACGCCGGAGCCCCGGCAGAUAGAAUAGUGGAAUUCGCCUGCGAUCACAUCAUACCCCCGCAAAAUAUACUACCGAUUAUCGUCAACAAAGGGGCCAAAAACGAGGGGCUUUUGUUCAAUUUCGAACAACGAUUAACUCUAAUAAAUAGCAUAAAAAAUAUCUUAAUGGACGUUUGUAAGACAGUUCCCGGUGGUGUAGUGGUUUUUUUCCCGUCCUACGACUACGAAAAUAAAGUGUACCAGCAACUACAAGGCGUCGAUUUCGGUAGGGAACUGUUUAGGGAACCUAAAGUGUCCUCGAAAGUCGACUCCCUGCUCGAAAAAUACGCUAGUACAAUUAAAAAACCCGGUAGUAAAGGAGCUCUGCUCUUUAGCGUCGUCGGAGGGAAACUAAGCGAAGGGCUCAAUUUCAGCGACGAGCUUGGACGAUGCGUUAUAGUUAUCGGUAUGCCCUAUUCAAACAUUGGCGCUGUAGAUUUGAAGGAAAAGAUGAGUUAUUUGGACAAGACCGAGGGAAUCGGAGCUGGUAAUAAGUUCUACGAAAAUCAGUGCAUGAAAGCGGUAAAUCAAUGCAUCGGCAGAGCGGUCAGACACAGAGGGGAUUAUGCAGCUAUGGUUUUGUUCGAUCAAAGAUACGCGAGAGAAAGUACUAGAAGUGCCCUGCCUAAAUGGAUACAAAAAUCGUUGAAAGUCGCCGGUCAUAUCGAAGCUAUCGGUUUAAUGGAAAAGUUUUUUCAAGCUAAGCAAGAAGAUUAA